UUCUUUCUAGUUUUCUCAUCGUUUACCACAGCAUUCUGCAACUGAAUCAAUUUGUCAAGUUUAAUAUUUUAAAUGGAAUCGAAAAAAGCAAUAAUCCUCAUCCUUGGCCUUAUGGCUAUGGUUCUUGUUUUCUCCUUUGAGGUGUCAGCUAGAGUCCUCACUGAACCAUCCUCCAAUACCAAAAUGGAAUAUGUUGAAAAGCUGAAUGAUGACUACGGAGGUUAUCCGAUGAAUGGUGGUCUGGGUAAUUCUCUGCCUACUGGUGGUGGUCUUGGUAAUCCUCUGUCUACUGGCGGUGGUCUUGCUCAGAGUUUUUUGCGUGAUCGUCCUAGUGUUGGUGGUAUUCGUAAUUCUCUGUCUAAUGACUUUGAUCUUCUUCUGGAAUUUUUGCGUGAUCGUCAGGGCCGGCCCGAAGCAGGUGCAACCUGCUCUAAUGCACAGGGCCCCCAAUAA
Vicia villosa (hairy vetch) is the source of this 453-nucleotide messenger RNA. RefSeq lists its product as uncharacterized. NCBI's taxonomy places the organism in Eukaryota, Viridiplantae, Streptophyta, Magnoliopsida, Fabales, Fabaceae. The coding region runs from base 73 to 453 and encodes 126 amino acids. The transcript is spliced from 2 exons. The record is from RefSeq and is a predicted model, not a curated record.